Molecule: messenger RNA, 4064 nt
Organism: Podarcis lilfordi (Lilford's wall lizard)
Lineage: Eukaryota; Metazoa; Chordata; Lepidosauria; Squamata; Lacertidae
Source: the annotation of a GenBank genome assembly
GCCACACCAGUGUGUGAAUUGCUUUCAAGAUAAGUGAAGGCAUAAAUCCCCCCCAGGGAACUCAGGAAUACCUCAGGUUGAGCAGAAAUCACCUCUGUGUUAAGCUCCCCUCUUACAGCAGAUAAGAAUGGCAUUUGAUGGCACCUGGAAGGUGGAGAAGAGUGAAAACUAUGAGAAGUUCAUGGAGGCGAUGGGUAAGAUCUGGAUCCCCUUUGCCUCCUAUGACAAUGUUUGUUAUCACUGCUGUUUGAAAGCUUGGUGGAGAUGCUGCCCUUCUUUUCAUGGUCUCCUUAGCCAAUGAUGUUCUGCUGCAUUGUCUGCUACCUACUAAAUCUCAGCUCUUCUAUCCUUUAGAGGGAGCUUCCUGGAAAAAAAUAUAGCUUGCCAGUAAAUGAAUCUUGCACAACCAUUAGGGUUGCCUCUCCUCUUCCUCCUCCUAUUCGUCCAACACGGGAGAUGUAGUGAUGUUGAAAUGUUUUGCUAGGUUUUUUCCCUGCCUGCAGAGGGAAAAAAUAUAUUUAGCACUGCUGGCAUGUUGCAAUAAAGAAUUCACUGGUCUUUAUUUUUUUCCCUGCGCUUUUCUUGAAGCAGCUCAGCGUGGUGUGCGUAAUUUAUGCCCUUGCCACCACUGUUUUAUCUUCACAAGCACCCCUGUGAGGUGGGAUGGCUGAUAAAGCACAUUUGAAACACGUUCUUUCCUUCAGAGAAUUCUGGGCAAUGUAGUUUAUCCCUCAGUCACAAUUCCCAGUAUCCCUUAACAAACUACAGUGCCUAUAAAUAUGUGUAUAUAUACAUUGGUGGGGAAGAAUGUGCUUCCUAUGUGCUUUAAAGUUAUAGUGUGUAUGCAGCCAGUCACCCAGUGAGCUUCAUGGCUAAGCAGAUAUUUCAGCUCAGAUUUUCAAGCUCUUCGUUUCACACACACACUAGCUCUUAUCUUAGAAAGUUUACUUUUCCUCUUAAUCGUGCUUGCAAAACUCAAAGCAAUGAUUUCCUGCUCUCAUACUUUUCUAAGACUUAACAUUUGGAAUAUGCCAUAUGCUCACUAUACAGCAUUUGCAGCCCUCAAGCUACUGUUGGGAGUCCAAUUUUUUAAAAAAAAUAAAUUUAUAUACCGCCCCAUAUCCACAGGUCUCAGGGCAGUUCACAGGAUUAAAUCUCAUCAACCCCAGCCCUCUUCAGCCCACACAUUCGCCACAUAGGCCAGCCACGUAAAUGCAGCUUUCUUCAGUUGACUCUCACCCACUCCCCAAAAAACUUUCCUGCCCAAUAUUUGGUGCUUCCAAGUAAGGGCUUAAUACUGCAAAUGCGUCAUUGAGAUAUUCCAAAUGGGUGGUUGAUAGGAAAGAAAUUCAAUUCAGUUCACAUUUGGUGGCAAACUUAUCUAAUCUACACUUUCUGAAACACUGUAUUUUACUCUGCAAACCACCUUGAAAUCUUGCGAUGAAGGGCAGUAUAUAAAUCUAAAUCUAAAUAAUAAUAAUAAUAAAAAUACCCCCAUUAAAAAAGAAGUCACAUUUUUCUUAAUUUUGCAAUGCAACCCUCUAGUCAAGUAAUGUGUGUGCAAAAGUGCACACGCUAGGGUAAAGUGUGCAUAUAAAAAUGAAUAUGUUAGCGAAAAUAGCAAAGAAAAAUGCUUUAUAGUAGGGAAAGUUGCUUUGCAAACAUGACCAAUAAUUGCAUACCCAAAACGUUGGUGAAUUUUUGUGAAGGUAGCUUUUAAUAGUUGCAAACUGAUGUAAAAAUGCGGAGAACUGAAGACUGGAAAAAUGAAAAACAAAUUAUUUGGGACAGGUUUUCUUAGCACAUUUUCCAGGGAAAGGGAAAAUCCAGAUUAAAUGAGAACAAAUGCAGGUUUUGAUACUGACUAUAUCAGGUACACACUGCAAAAAACUUGCAUGCAUGAGGAAUGUACAUUCCACAACGAACAUCUGGAAGCAGCCCUACAUAGCAGUUUCACGUUGAGCAGCAUCAACUUAUGCCACCCCCAAGGUGUUUUGCAAUGGUAUCUUCCUUCCCCCUGGCUCAGAAGAAUAUAUAGAGCUACAUAAAUCAAUUUCUGAAUGGAUUUACACUAAUGAAGGCUCUUUCUUUUCAAAGAGAGCAGAAUAGAAGGAGAGAAAAUUAUCUACGUACUCGGGGUCAUUGAGGUAACAAACAUUAAAGAGAAAUGUCAAGGACCCAGCAUUAGUUUGUCCGAUGUGCUUUCCAAGCCUUUGUCUAUGGCAUAUUGCAGAUCACAUAUGGUUCACACACUGCCUUAAAAGCCAACAGCAUGGGGAUAUGCAGAAAGGAUAUCUAGAUUGCGUGUGUUAGCAUUGAACACCAUAGAAAACUAUUUCAGAGGUCAAAAAGAAGACUUGCUCAGUGCUAGCCUUCUAUUACUGUAGUCAAUGUGCUUACUUUUUUUUUUUUUAAGAACAUUCCUACUGGGUGUUUAACUUGCUACCCUCUUCCCUUCUCAGGUAUUAAUUUAGUAAAGAGAAAACUAGGGGCCCACGACAACCUGAAGAUCAUUAUUCAACAAGAUGGAAACAAAUUCACCAUCAAAGAAUCCAGCAAUUUCCGCACAAUAGAGAUAGUAUUCAACCUGAAAGAGAAUUUUGACUACAGCUUGGCUGAUGGAACAGAACUCCACGUAAGACACCUGUUCUCCUGUGAUGGUUUUUGUUCCUGUGGGGAGAGUCUGCAGAGAGCAGUACACACCUGAUUUGGUUUGGGGUGGUUUCUAGGAACGUUUAAGCUGAACCAUAUUUUAAAAUGUCCAUGUCUUUCUUUAUGUUGUAGGGCAAUUGGGACCUGAAAGGCAGCCAACUUGUAGGCACAUUCAACCGGAAAGAUAACGGGAAGGAACUUAAGGCACUGAGAGAAAUCGAAGGAGAUGAAAUGAUUCAGGUAAGUUCAGCAGGAAUAGCUAACAGAUCUUCUUAAGUUUUAUUUUCCUUUGCUAACAAUAACAAAAAUCAUUUAGGUUCUUGACGAGGAACAAAGGAGAUGUUCUUAAAUUUUGACCCUAAGCCAAUUUACUUGAAAGUACAAUUUACUUUCUGUUUAAAGGAAACAGGAAGAAGAUACCUGUUUUUCCUCGGUGAAUUGAAAAGGUUAGGAUUACAACCUUAGGGAGACAUUUCUUCUUGGCCGUAAAAGUUCAGAACUUGGGAUACCUCAACCUGUUUUUUUUAAAAAAAGUAUUAUAACAAGUGGGAGCUGCCACAGUGCUCCUGUUCAGGGUGUCAGUCAGCCACUCACUUGAUCAGACUUCUGCAUAUCACCCCCAAAUUCUUAUUUUUCUGUGUCUUCACAAUAAGCUUACUUAUUGGGAUGAUUCUGGUAAUUCUGGAAACCUUUGGGUUUCCCCAAACCUACUGAUACUGCCCCCUUGUGUUUCCAGUGCCGUUUUGGCUAACCAACUUCUACUUUCUAAAAUAAUGCCUAAACGGAAGCACAACCAUCCUUUGAAAUUCUCACUUCUCUAAAUUUUGUAGGGCCUUUCUCUAGCCAAGUAAUGUCUAUGAAACAACAGCUACUAGCAUAAAAAUGCAUAUAUUUCUGAAAAUGCCAUACAAAAAUGCAUUACUAGCCAGUUGAGGGAGAGGGGAGUCCACCCAUUUGCUGUCUUGCACAGGUUCACUUCCUUUGUUCCCCUUAAUGGCCCUCUAAAUAUGCAUUGGGUGUGCUUAAAUAUAGGGUGUGGAUCUGCUCAGUAACUGACAACAUUUUUCUCUCCUCUCUUUCCUCUUCACUCCAAUAAGUAACAUUCUGAUUCUCUCUUUCUUGUACUAUUUCAGACUUACGUCUAUGAAGGAGUUACAGCAAAGAGAAUCUUCAAGAGAGGUUGAACAGCCCAGAAUUGAAAUCUGAAAUAAAACUGUACUUUAUUUAUGGCAACUGUAAUUUCCCCACCGAGCACAAGAGUAAUGGAGUUCUGAUAUGCUUGCCAACAUACUAUAACUGAAAUGCAACUAAUGUACCGUAUGUUUAUCUAUAAUACCCAUGUCUGUUUAGAUAAAUCAGUCUUAGCAAUACCAUUUAUCUACCUUUUAUAAAUAAUGAUGGUGGUGUUGGUG